This is a messenger RNA of Parastagonospora nodorum SN15, 282 nucleotides long. RefSeq lists its product as hypothetical. Bases 1 to 282 code for a protein of 93 amino acids. The transcript is spliced from 2 exons. The record is from RefSeq and is a predicted model, not a curated record. NCBI's taxonomy places the organism in Eukaryota, Fungi, Ascomycota, Dothideomycetes, Pleosporales, Phaeosphaeriaceae.
AUGGCAAAGUCACGCAGAGAAGCUGAAACUGAAGUACGUGCUUGGGGCUUCGACCAUGUCUUUACCUGGACUGAUGGGCCAAAUGCACAUUACCCGCCACACAAGCACAGUGGCGUAACAACACAUCUUGUACUCAAUGGCUCUUUGACGUACACAUACCCGAAUGAUCCCGAGCCGACCAAGGAAACGUUGGGCGUCGGUGGUAGGUGGGACGUGGAUGCAAACAAAGUGCACGAGGUAUGGGUCGGAAAGGAGGGAUGUACAUAUGUUAUUGGAGAAUAG